GCUCGGGGAACAACAUGAUCAUCACCAUCUUCAUUCUUCGAGUUGAGAACCAGCCCAAAAUAGCUGCAAGUGCUAUUUCCCCAACUUACGUGGGCGAGACCAUUAUCCAGACACUAAUUAGAAUGAUCGGACGAAUACAACUCUCGCACCGCUAUAGCUGAGUCCUCGACCGCCCGCAAUGUCGCGGACAGCGAACACUUCGAAUGGGCUGGACAAGGACGAGGCUGGCACUCGCCGCGGAAGGCCAUGGUUGUUUCCUUCGAACCGCAAGCUCCGACAUUUACAAGGCAUUUCGAUCCGCAACCUCGUCACCUCUCCCCCCUGAGCAGGCCUCGUGGGAAGACUAUUGACGAUGAGGAGAUCCCAAAUUCUCUACAAUCCCCCUCCAAGCUCCUAGCUCAAAGCGCAAACCGGCCCUUGCCACAGUCACGAUCUUUUGCCGACCUCAAGAGCGCGCCCGCCGCAUCGGACAAACGUGACGAUGCCGAGCAGCAACCUGCAUCGCGACUACGGAGGAGAAGCAUGCUCCCGUGGAAUGACCCCAAUCCACAGAUGAGACAGAUCAAGCUGGAGGAUAUUACGAAAACCAGGAUGGCAGAUACGUGGUUCUCAAUUCAUUGCGACGGCAUCGAUACGCCUGUCUAUGUGAGCGAAGUUGUGGAGAAUGCUACCAACCCCAGCUUCAAGGCCUUUGAUUUGAACGUUUGCGGACCGAAAGUCUCCCGCGCGGAUUGCCUUACACUCAAGCUCUGGGCGAAAGCAAUAUCCAUGGAGGAGUAUGUGUUGCUGGUUGAACUGCAAUUGUGCCUGCAGUCGCUACAGUUUCUCGGCAAAUCGUUGGAUAGCUUCCACCAACCCUUGCCCUCGAACUCCGUUCUUUUCCAUCUGACAGACGGUGUGUAUACUAACCUAACUGGUAUUCCAUCCUCCAACACCUUGAUACCUUCGGGUGCGUCAAAAUUUUCAGACGGGGUCGUUUUGCCAACGUCUUCCUACGACGCCCUGAUGCGCUUGGCGAAUUUGGACGAAUGCAUUCAAGACGCACUCGCCACGAGAGAGAAACUGGAGUCGCAAAUUAGUGCGAUUCUAGAAAAGAACCAUCAUGCCAUGACUCUCACAAGCGACGUCUCCCGCGCCCAAGACAAGCUUGCUCUGACCAAGCAUGCCGUUGCGGCGGGGAAAAAACAGCUCCGCGCAACGUGCAAGCGCAAAGAGGAACUUAUUGCCAGUAUCAAAGCUCGAAGAGAAGCCAUGGAGCGUGGACGGUACAGUCAGGAAAAGGCUCGCAGUCAUCUUCCAGACGCUCAGCAGAAAUUGGCCUCCUGCUCUAAGGUACUGAAACAGAAUACUGAAGAGACCAAAGGUCAAAUUCGGCGCAUUGCCGAAGACUUACUUGCGAUUUACCCCAUCGAGCCAAUUCCCGACAAGCCGCUGGCGUUCACUAUCGCUGGGCUUACCCUUCCCAACUCGAAUUUCGGCGACAUUGAUCGGGACGCCGUCGCGGCUGCGCUUGGGUAUACCGCGCACCUGGUUUACUUGCUUUCGUUCUACCUAUCAGUUCCGAUCCCAUACCCGAUUAAUCCAUAUCUAUCGAACUCCUUGAUUCAAGACCCAGUGUCCGCCUCAUUACCUCAACGGACCUACCCUUUGUACCCGGUCAAUGUCCAGUACCGGUUUGAAUACGGAGUCUUCCUGCUGAACAAAGACAUUGAGUUCCUGUUGAAUAAGCUGAGCCUGCGAGCACUCGAUAUUCGACAUACUCUCCCCAACCUGAAAUAUCUUUUGUACGUUCUCACCGCUGGUACCUCGGAGAUCCCAGCACGCAAGUCUGGUGGGAUUCGUGGUCUUUUCCAAGGACGGCUGACUCCCAGCCUGUCGCGACGGGGAAGCGAAGACAGUGUUGGCUAUACUGAGUCGAUAUUUCCUCGCAAAGACGUGAGGCCGAGCUCGAAAUUAAAUGGAGAUCUCGCGUCAGACAAGGCCAAACAAACAAGCCCACCCUUGACUAGCUCCGCAACCUCCUAUCAAGUGGCUUAGAAGGUCAUUCCGUCUGUUACCUAAUAAUGCCUCAUUAGGUAGUCUUGAUGAGUACGAUGUUUGUCUUGUCUUGUCGACGGUUGACCAUUUAUCUAUCCAUGUACCCGUCUCUUAUCUGUCUCUUUUCCCAUUCGUGCGAUGGUCCCCGUUUCCCACUUGAUUCGUUACUUGGUAGACGCCAUGAUGCAACCUUCUACCUUCUUCCACAGUUUCUAGAAACCCAUUAACAGGUCAUAUCCUUGGCGUAUUACUGUUGGAUUGUCGUGCCUGGCCAUUUCUGGGCUAGCAAGGAGAUUCUGUUCCAAUGAGCGGACGCCAUCUUCGCUGUUAUCUGUACUUUAAUUAGGAAGAACAGGGAAUCUGCGCGAUUCGCCCUGAUUAGCCCAGAGUCUGAUACCUUAGCAUUAUUAUUGAUAACAGAUAUCCCUCUAAGCCUCUCACGACUGGUGAACCACAGGAUACGAGGAACUUGGA
This is a messenger RNA of Aspergillus novofumigatus IBT 16806, 2511 nucleotides long. RefSeq names its product putative UV radiation resistance protein (UVRAG). The record is from RefSeq and is a predicted model, not a curated record. Gene Ontology annotation, biological process: SNARE complex assembly. Gene Ontology annotation, cellular component: endosome; lytic vacuole. Gene Ontology annotation, molecular function: SNARE binding. Lineage: Eukaryota; Fungi; Ascomycota; Eurotiomycetes; Eurotiales; Aspergillaceae. The transcript is spliced from 2 exons. Bases 247 to 2037 code for a protein of 596 amino acids.